Molecule: messenger RNA, 2363 nt
Organism: Loxodonta africana (African savanna elephant)
Lineage: Eukaryota; Metazoa; Chordata; Mammalia; Proboscidea; Elephantidae
Gene: KRT32
Product: keratin 32
Exons: 7
Coding region: 1-1365 (454 amino acids)
Biological process (GO): epithelial cell differentiation; intermediate filament organization
Cellular component (GO): cytoskeleton
Molecular function (GO): structural molecule activity
Source: RefSeq, a predicted model, not a curated record
AUGACAUCCAACUGCUGUGUCACCAAUAGCUCACCUGCCUCUGUCAAAAGCUGCCCCCGACCCUCCUCUGUCUGCUCCAGCAGUGUGAGCUGCCGGCCUGAGCUCUACCUGGGUUAUAUCUGCCAGCCCAUGACAUGCAUGCCUUCCUCCGGCAUGCCAACCACCUACUGGCCAUCCAGCUGCCUCUCCAAGACCUAUCUGCCCAGCUCCUGCCGGCCCAGCAGCUGCUGGCCAACUGGUAGCAUCUCCAGCUCCAUGGGUACGUGUGGCUGGUAUUGUGAAGGGUCUUUCAAUGGCAAUGAGAAGGAGACCAUGCAGUUCCUGAACGACCGCCUGGCCAACUACCUGGAGAAGGUGAGGCAGCUGGAGCAGGAGAACGCCAACCUGGAGAACAAGAUCCAAGAGGCCUGCCAGUCUCAGGUGCCCACCUUGUGUCCAGACUACCAGUCCUACUUCCAAACCAUUGAAGAGCUCCAGCAGAAGGUUCUGUGCACCAGGGCAGAGAAUGCCAGGAUGGUUGUGCACAUUGAUAAUGCCAAGCUGGCUGCGGACGACUUCAGGACCAAGUAUGAGACGGAGCUGUCCAUGCGGCAGCUGGUGGAGGCUGACAUCAAUGGCCUGCGCAGGAUCCUGGAUGAUCUGACCCUGUGCAAGGCCGACUUGGAGGCCCAGGUGGAGUUCUUGAAGGAGGAGCUGCUGUGCCUCAAGAAGAACCACGAAGAGGAAGUCAGUACCCUUCGAUGUCAGCUUGGGGACCGCCUUAACAUUGAGGUUGAUGCUGUACCCCCAGUGGAUCUGAACAGGAUGCUGGAAGAGAUGCGGUGUCAGUACGAGACCGUGGUGGAGACCAACCGCAAGGGCGUGGAGGAAUGGUUCAACACACAGAUGGAGGAGCUUAACCAGCAGGUGGCCACGAGCUGCGAGCAGCUUCAGAGCUACCAGUCGGACGUCAUUGAUCUGAGGCGGACGGUCAACACACUGGAGAUCGAGCUACAGGCCCAGCAGAGCCUGAGGGGCUCUCUGGAAAAUAUGCUGACCGAGACGGAGGCCCGCUGCAGCUCUCAGCUGUCCCAGAUGCAGUGCGUGAUCACCAAUGUGGAGACCCAGCUGGCUGACAUCCGCUGUGACCUGGAGCGUCAGAACCAGGAGUACAAGGUGCUGCUGGAUGUCAAGGCCCGGCUGGAGUGUGAGAUCAACACAUACCGGGGUCUGCUGGAGAGUGAGGACUGCAAGUUGCCCUGUAACCCAUGCUCCACUCCUUCCUGUCCUCCUUGUGCACCCUGCCAGCCUUGUGUGCCCCGCACCAUCUGUGUGCCUCGCACCGUCUGUGUGCCUUGCAUGCCUGGUCCCCAAGGCCACUACUGAAGUUCCUUAGCGCUUCAGAAGAACUGGUGCCUCCUCAGGCUGGGCCUGACCACAGUUCUGGGGCCACCAACAGAGCAGGGCCAUUUCCCACCAGCAAGGAAGACCUCGGGCAGGAAGCAGGAAGUGGAUGCCUGCAAGGUGCCCUGAUGCUCCAGGGUGCACUAGCCCUCAUCACUUAGAACCUUCCUCUCUUCUGUUCCCAUGGGUGAACUGCUCUCUGGGGAUGUUUCUGGUUGGUUGUUCUGCCUCAAAGAGCAUGUGCUCUAAGUCAAUUGGCAAAUAAAGCCUUAUUCAGUGGCCCUGCAAAUACGGCUUUCUCUUGUUUUGUCACUUAUGCUGCUGUAUCCUCAAGCCAAUUCUACUCAGGUGGGAUCAAGAGGAAUGUGGCCAAAUUCUAGAUUUAUUUUUUAUGUCCCUUUUGCUUCCAUAGGCUUGAGAGGCUUUCAUUAAAAAGGCCCACAUGCCAUAAACCAGUUAAAACCAGGUAAUUGGUCCAGAGCCAAGUAAUAAAAGAAUAAAGGGAGAUAAUAAUGCCAGAAACUUAGGCCAAACCACUGUAACUGAGAAUAAAACCCACCCUUAAACCUCAUUACAGCUGGUACAAUGGGAUCAUUCAUUCACUCAAAAAUCUUCACCUACUAGGUGCCAGGCUCUGCAUUUGUUGUUGUUGUCAGUUGCCAUCCAGUCGACUCUGACUCAUGGCAACCUUGCGUAUAGAGAACAAAAUGUUGCCCAAUACUGUGCCACCCUCAUGGUUGUUGGUAUGUUUGAGUCCACCGUUGUGGCUAUCGUGUCAAUCCAUCUCACUGGGAGUUUCCCUCGUUUUCCUGACCCUCUACCAAACGUGAUGUUCGUUUUUAGUGAUUGGUGUUUCCUGAUGGCGUGUCCAAAGUAAGUGAGCUGAAGUCUUGCCAUCCUCACUUCUACGGUGCAUUCUGGUUGUAUUUCUCCUAAGAUUGAUUGAUUUAUUCUUCCGGCAGUACACAGAAUAAUUUAUU